Messenger RNA from Cadophora gregata, 1212 nucleotides. RefSeq lists its product as uncharacterized. The record is from RefSeq and is a predicted model, not a curated record. The coding region runs from base 1 to 1212 and encodes 403 amino acids. NCBI's taxonomy places the organism in Eukaryota, Fungi, Ascomycota, Leotiomycetes, Helotiales, Ploettnerulaceae. The transcript is spliced from 2 exons.
AUGCCUCCGUCGCGGACCCCACAGCAACUGUCGCAACCGAUGAAGCCGGUAAAGACCGAGCGUACACAUGAAGAGAAUCAAGAGCGAGCAUACAUUGCUGCAUCCCGUCGAAGUGAUCGAAGUUUAGAAGCCCGUGUCGAGUCUGCCCGAAGAGCUUCGGAGAUACACAAACGCCGGACAGGUCGAAGUCUUCGGGUAACUGAGAAGGAUGUUAUGGACGAGGAAAUGUACGAAGAGGAAGAUGAUGGAUUGCCCAGGCAGUACCGCCAACUCGCAGCGCAUCUUCAGACCGGCAAUCCCGACUUCAACAGCAGGUUGGAAGCAUACUUGACUGCCAAUGUCGCGAUGCGCUCCGCCCUCGAGAGAUCCAUAUCGAACUCGUACGCACAGCAAGGACAGCAAUACCCUGCGCAGUACGCCGGAAUCUAUCCAUCUCCAAUGCUGGCUCAUCAACAGUAUCAACAGCCCAUGUCGCAGCAGACGAUGCAACCACCGCAACAACAGCAGAAUCCAUACAGACAGGCACCAUACCCAAGUCCACGACUAAGUCAUGAUCAGCGAUCGGCCUCGUUCGCAGCACCGGCAAUUAAGCAGGAGUCCUCACCUGUUACCAGCCAAGGGAAUCCGUCCAGUCUGUUAGACAGGCGGAUGUCGAUGCCAGUGACUCCAGCUGCCUCAAUCUCGCCAGCCACCUCAAGUACUCCAAUGUCACCAUCACAGUCAACACCAAAGCAGAAGCCGUCAUUCCCACAGGGUUCAUUCUCUCAGCCAUACCAAAUGCAACAGCCUCAGCAUAUUCCGCCGGGGUCAAGCAAUUUCCAAGAAAACCACGGCGGAAACUUCGGACCCUUCAGCACGGCAUUGCCAAAUAAUGCAGCCGGACUAUUGGGAUCGACUUUCCCGUUUAAUGAUUCUUCUAUGAUCAUGGACGGAAAUGACAGUCUUCCCACCUACAACUUCAACAAUCAACCUCUUCCACCGACAACCAGUAUUGGCAAGCAACAGAUGUACCCAAGUAUCGACGGGCUGAACACCACGCUUGCUCCUUCAGCCCCAGAGCUCAGCUUCCAGCCACAUGACUUCUUCAACGAUGCGAUCUGCAUGACUGGCAAUCAAGAGGCUACCCCUGGCCAAACACCCGGGCUUGAUAACGACUGGAGUAAUUACGUCAAUUUUGACGAUUUCCCAUCAAGUCAGACAUCACAGACUUGA